Molecule: messenger RNA, 928 nt
Organism: Darwinula stevensoni
Lineage: Eukaryota; Metazoa; Arthropoda; Ostracoda; Podocopida; Darwinulidae
Source: the annotation of a GenBank genome assembly
CUGAGAAUGGGGCGUGGACUCAUCACUGACCUCCUCUCUCGGAGCUUAUACUUCUCCCUCCAGUUCCUACUCAAUGAUAGAGCAACGGAGGUGAUCAGCGCUGGCAGAGAAAUCCGGACUAAUGAUGCAUCCCAUGGCUUAUCCAGAAGUCAACUGCUGCUCGAAGACAAACACAUUCCCGUCGAACUGCAGCCAUACUUGGAGCAGGGAAAGAGAACCUACGAAUCCUUCAAGCAGAUUCUACAAAAUACUGCCUGGGAGCCCAUGACUAUGCUGUCUGAUGACGUGAUCAAAAUCGCAAGUGCUUACAACAGAGAUAGUCGACUCACCAUGUUUCAUUUAGAGACGGUGGUGAACGUUCCUGCUGACAUGGUCUUCAGGGAAGACUGGGAUCACGUACCAGAUUACCCUAAGUGGAAUCCCAACUUUCUUCACACGGAAGUCAUUCUUCGUAUCACGCCACAAUGCCAGUUGACUUACAAGGUGUCAUCUCCGGUUGGAAACGGCUUGAUCUGGAGCAGAGACGCUGUGACAAUCAUGUAUUGGGACAAAGAAGGCAAUAAUACCUACAUGACCUUCUCCAGCUCCUCCUGGCCUGCAUUUCCUCCGUCUAGUCAAUAUGUCAGGGCGACGUUCUUCCCUCAAGGAUUCGUUUAUUCUCCGCUGCCUGGCCAUCCCGAUAAGACACUAAUCCAGUGGAUCAAUCACGUGGACGUCCAUCUCGCAUUCGUCCCUGCGUCAGUCAUUAACCUCGUCCUGGCGAAGGCCUGCAAGGACGGCCUAAUCCACUACCAGGAACGCGCGAAAACCUUGAGGAAGAAAAUGGAGGAAGUGUGACUCUUCAAUUUUGUGUUGCAUGUUAUUUUUUUUUACCAGUUCAUUUAAUGGGGGACUCGAUAUUCUUCGGGCAUUAAAAAAUAUCGGAGCU